AUGUCCGAAAUUCCUCCAUUCCUGCCAGUGCAACCAACGAAUUCAGUAACACCAACACCACCACCGCCGACAGACACCGACAAUGACACCGACACCGAACACGCCAACAAGCCAAGCAAACCUCCCGAGCCAACACGCAACCGCACCCAAACGAAGAUGUGACGACGAAACCAACUUACGAAUACACCCGUUCCUUGGAUGAGGUGGACGGAGGGUGGAGGCCUUGCUUUCCGGCUUUGCUUUCCGUCUUUGCUUCCCACUGACGGCUAUUGCUGACUAGCCACGCUGCUCCCCCAACAUCCAAUGUAUCCGAACCGUCGAUCUGACACCUGAGACGUCUAAUACCAACUCCCCUUCCAGCGAUACAAUGCAGCUCAAACACGGAAUAUUACACAUGCACUCACUCACUUGCUCACUUGCACACCAUCACACACACACCACCACACACCGUGGAAGCGGUGACCGGCGCAUAUAGGCAGACCGCCCUGUUCCUUGCGCCGUCAGGCAUGCUCAUAGGCUUACUGUAACCUGCCGCCGACACUAUACGAACCAAUAUCCGUACUCGCCGGGCACCGAGGGAGUUGACACGCAACGGCGACAUUCCAUUCGUGCUUUAACUGCCCUGCCUAGCCAGUCGUAGUACCGGUGUCGCAAGUAUUACGGCCGUGCUGACUGGAUUGGACUGGGCUGGCCUUCUCAGCGCGCCAUCGCCCUGCGCCCGACCCCGCGGCCUUGACUUCCCCGGCCUCUGACUCAGACUGGGGGUGGCGCACACGGAUCCCAUUCACAUUGACCUACGGAUAUGUCCUACGCUACUUACAUCGCUGUAUGGUUUCCCCGGAUCAUCCUGGCUGAGGGCGUGUGAAUGCUAGCCUCGGACGGGAACGGUCAAUC
Molecule: messenger RNA, 894 nt
Organism: Colletotrichum destructivum
Lineage: Eukaryota; Fungi; Ascomycota; Sordariomycetes; Glomerellales; Glomerellaceae
Exons: 1
Coding region: 1-162 (53 amino acids)
Source: RefSeq, a predicted model, not a curated record